AUCAGACUCUCUCCACAGAGACCUCUACAGACCAAACCAUGGCUCCUACAAUCACUGCAGCAUCCACCCAGGAUCAGCUGGUUCUCAGCCACAAGCUGAGGAAGCCUCUGGUGGAGAAGUUACGCAGAGAGAGAAUCAACAGCAGCAUCGAGCAGCUCAAGUCUCUCCUGGGUCCAGAGUUCCUCAAACAGCAGCCAGACUCCAAGCUGGAGAAAGCAGACAUCCUGGAGAUGACCGUCUGUGUCCUGACACGACUGCAGCAGCAGAACCAGAAGCAGAGAAGACUUCUGGACCACUUCAAUGAGCUCCAGUCUUCCUCUGAUCAGAACCAGAGAGAGGAGGACUUCUGUCCUCUGAGCACCAGGGUUCAGACCAGCAUCCACAGAGAUAAGAAUCCAGAGGAACACGAUCUCUGGAGGCCGUGGUGAACCUGUACUGACUAAAAACUGAAGCGACCACAUUGGUCAACCAUAAAGGAAAAAGAAUCCUGUGGACGUGUCCUGCUGUCUGCGCAGGACUUUCAUCCGUCUGUAAAGACGUGGACUUUUUUUUUCUUUUUACAAAAAGUAACUUCCUACUUAAGCCAGGAGCUUCGCUGAUGCAUGUUGCAUCCAAUUGUUUUUUAUUGCAUCAGCAAUAAUUUCUCAUUGUUUCACAAUGUGGUAAUUUGCAGCUUUUGCUACAUGGACAAUAUUAUAAUUAUUGAUAUAUGUGAUCAGAUGGACAUGUAAUAUCUGGGAUUAAUUAAUCCAAACAGAUCUGUUCUAAGAUCCAAAUCCUUUAAUUCUUAAAGGUUUGUUGCCUUCAUUAUGAACAUUUUACUGUGUUUAUAGUAAACCGGUGAUGUUUAUUAUCACUCGAUCGUUUUUUUUGAUCCAUUAUCCUAAAUGUUCCACUUUUGGAACAAUUCUUGAUGAUCACCGUGUGAUCAGUGAGAUGAUCUGUUAGAAAACUUAAACACAACUGGUGUCGGAGAACGCUGUGAUCUGUUUUCAGAUCGAACGGAAGAGCUCUGUUCAUUAUUUUGUUCAUUAGGUUCAGAACGUGACAUGACACUCAGCUCCAAGUGUCUUCUGUCUUUUAUAAAGACGCUGUUCUACUCUCUCGCUGUGUUGAUGCACCACCUCUAACUGGAGCUUUAGCUCUUCAUGUGCUUGGUUUUCUAAUAAAAAACAAGAAUUGCA
Nothobranchius furzeri (turquoise killifish) is the source of this 1184-nucleotide messenger RNA. Its product is annotated as hairy/enhancer-of-split related with YRPW motif protein 2. Gene Ontology annotation, cellular component: nucleus. Gene Ontology annotation, biological process: regulation of neurogenesis; regulation of transcription by RNA polymerase II; anterior/posterior pattern specification. The record is from RefSeq and is a predicted model, not a curated record. Lineage: Eukaryota; Metazoa; Chordata; Actinopteri; Cyprinodontiformes; Nothobranchiidae. Gene Ontology annotation, molecular function: RNA polymerase II cis-regulatory region sequence-specific DNA binding; DNA-binding transcription factor activity, RNA polymerase II-specific; protein dimerization activity.